CCGGGCUCAGUAAAACAUGCUCGGCUUUCUCUUCGGGAGACAGACCGGCCUGGACGAUCCUCUUCGCCUGAAGCGGGCAGAGUCGACAAGGAGGGCCCUCUGCUUGGAGCUUAAUCCAGACCGAAAUGUGGAACGGAUCCACGGAAAUGGCAUUAACACAAUUGAUAUUGAAGUCAUUGAGGGUAGAUACAUGCUUUCUGGUGGCGCCGAUGGGGUGGUGGUGAUCUACGACCUGGAGAACCACAGUAGAAAGCCACACUACACUUGCAAAGCAGUCUGCACUGUGGGCAGGUCCAGUCGGCAUGUUCACAAGUUCAGUGUGGAAACGGUGCAGUGGUACCCCCAUGACACUGGCAUGUUCAUCUCAAGCUCGUUUGACAAGACCAUGAAAGUUUGGGACACAGAGACACUGAAGCCAGCAGAGAUCUUCCAAUUUGUGGAAAAUGUGUACUGCCAUCAGAUGUCUCCAAUUGCAAGAAAACACAGUCUCAUUGCUGUUGGUACCAAGAACCCCAAAGUACAGCUAUGUGAUCUGAAGUCUGGCUCCUGUAUUCAAGUCUUGCAGGGUCACAGAGGAGAAGUCCUAUCUGUGAAAUGGUCUCCACGGUAUGAAUACAUUUUGGCAACAGCCAGCACAGACAGCAGUGUGAGGUUAUGGGAUGUUCGGAGGGCCUCUGGAAGCCUUUUCACAUUGGACCAGUUCAAUGGGGACCCAUCAAAGUCCUCAUCUGAGGCAGCAAACACAGCCCACAAUGGGCGAGUCAAUGGGCUGUGCUUCACGGGUGAUGGACUAUUCUUGCUGACGACCGGGACAGACGACCGGAUGAGGCUGUGGGAGACGGCUACAGGAAAGAACACCCUGGUGAACUAUGGGAAAGUGGUGAACGAGAGCCGCAAAGGCUUGAAAUUUGCAGUGUCACAAGGCUGCAGCCUGGAGUUUGCCUUUGUGCCCUGUGGCAGUUCGGUGGCUGUUUACGCUGUGCAUUCGGGCGAGCUGGUUACCAUGUUGAAAGGCCACUACAGCAAUGUGGACUGCUGUGAGUUCCACCCCGAUUAUCAGGAGUUAUACAGCGGAGGCAAAGACAGCAACAUCCUGGCCUGGAUCCCGACCCCACGCCCACCUGAUAUUGAGGAGGAGCAGGAUUCUAAAAAGGGUGGAAGUCAGGUGGCCCUGAACCCAGCUUUUGAGGAUGCGUGGAGCAGCAGUGAUGAAGAUUGACGCAUCUGAGUAAACGGCAAUGGAAAAACACACACUUAGAUACUUGGAAGAUAUUUAUACUGCACUGAUAUUUGUUUUGGUGCUAUUUCAAAUAAAUCUUUUUUUUAUGUAAA
Scleropages formosus (Asian bonytongue) is the source of this 1332-nucleotide messenger RNA. It is a transcript of the gene ercc8, whose product is annotated as excision repair cross-complementation group 8. Gene Ontology annotation, molecular function: protein binding. The record is from RefSeq and is a predicted model, not a curated record. Gene Ontology annotation, biological process: proteasome-mediated ubiquitin-dependent protein catabolic process; protein polyubiquitination; transcription-coupled nucleotide-excision repair. The transcript has 12 exons. The coding region runs from base 17 to 1219 and encodes 400 amino acids. NCBI's taxonomy places the organism in Eukaryota, Metazoa, Chordata, Actinopteri, Osteoglossiformes, Osteoglossidae. Gene Ontology annotation, cellular component: nucleotide-excision repair complex; Cul4A-RING E3 ubiquitin ligase complex.